GUACAUCGGCCCAGUACUGUAGUGUUGUUGCAGGUCAUACUCGGUCUAUUUAGACUACUUGAAGCAUAUGUACAUACCAGAUGCCUUCUGCGGUACAUGUGCAGAUAUCGUAAAACGAUUAGGGAGAGUCCCGGUUCCUGUUGCCCAUACUUAACAUGGCGGCGUCGGUGUGGUGACGUAGAGUGACGUUGCAGGAACUGCUUGAGACUGCAGAGUCUAGUGUUGGUACAGGAGUUGUGACAUGAUGGCGACUGCGCUCGGCAAGAGAAAAGCGGACGGUAGCAGGCUGCUGUCGGGGCGUCAGGAGCAGCAUACGCAGCAUGUAGAAGGAUCUAUCAUCAGAAUCAAGAUGGAGAAUUUCCUGACUUAUGAUAUGUGUGAGGUUUUUCCUGGUCCUCACUUAAACAUGAUUGUUGGUGCCAAUGGAACAGGAAAGUCAAGCAUUGUCUGUGCCAUUUGCCUGGGACUAGCAGGGAAGACCUCUUUUAUUGGCAGAGCGGAUAAGGUUGGUUUUUAUGUGAAGCGUGGAUGCCAAAAGGGUUCAGUCGAGCUUGAAUUGUACAGGGCUUCCGGAAACUUAAUAAUCACCCGCGAAAUUCAAGUAUCAAAUAACCAGUCAACUUGGUGCAUCAAUGGCAGGAAUGCAUCUUUGAAGAUGGUUGAAGAGCAGGUGGCAGCUUUGAACAUCCAAGUUGGAAAUCUCUGCCAAUUUCUUCCACAGGAUAAAGUCGGGGAGUUUGCCAAAUUAUCUAAAAUUGAGCUGCUUGAAGCAACAGAGAAGUCAAUUGGGCCUCCAGAGAUGUACAACUAUCACUGUGAAUUGAAAAACUUCAGGAAAAAUGAGAAAGAUCUUGAGGAAUCUUGUAAAAACAAAGAAGAGUUUUUGGAGAAACUUAAACAAAGUUAUGAAAGAUACAAGCAAGAUGUUGAAAGAUAUUAUGAGAGGAAGCGUCACCUUGAUAAGAUAGAGAUGCUGGAAAGGAAACGUCCAUGGGUGGAAUAUGAAAACGCGCGGCAGCAAUUUGAGGAAAUAAAGCAAAAAAGAGACCAAAUAAAAGAGGAAUUAAAGCGGAAACAAGAAUCGCAAGCCCCACUUAAUCAAAGACUUCAACAAUAUGACAAGCAACAUAAGCAUUUUGAUGGCAGAAUUAAAGAAAAAGUAGUUGAAAUUAGGGAAACUUCACAGAAAUGCAAACAGAAACAGGAGAUUUUGGAAAGAAAAGAUAAAGAGAUAGAAGCUGUUCAGCAGAUAUUAAGAAUGAGAAAAGAUGAAGAAUUAGAUCGACAAAAGAAGAUAUGUAACAUUCGUAAGAUGAUCGAGGACUGGCAAAAUGAGUUGAAGUCUAUGGCAAACCAGGACAGUCUUCAACCAGAAAUAGAUUCCAUUGGGAGGGAGUUGCGUCAUAUCCAAGAUGAGAAGUCAAAUGUUGAAAGUGAAAUGAGUGACCUGCGAAUGGAAAAACAAAACUUAGAGAGAGAAAAGAAAGAUCAAUCCAAUCGGAUAAGACAGUUUGAUAAUCUGUUAAAUCUGAAAGAAGAAAAAUUGCAGAAGAGAUUUUCUGAUACUUAUAAUGCUCUUGUGUGGCUCAGAGAAAAUAGGGAAAGGUUUAAGGAUCGCGUGUGUUUGCCCAUUAUGCUUGAAAUUAAUGUAAAAAACCACCAGCAUGCUAAAUAUGUGGAAAAUCACAUUUCUAUGAAUGAUAUGAGAGCAUUUGUGUUUGAAAGCCAAGAGGAUAUGGACAUGUUUUUGAAAGAGGUCCGUGACAAUCGGAGAUUAAGAGUCAAUGCAGUUUGUUCACCUCAGGAAUCCUUUGUGGAUAAGAACCCACCAAAGCCAAUCUCUGAAUUACAGCGAUACGGCUUUUUCUCUUACUUAAGAGAAUUAUUUGAUGCCCCACAUCCAGUGAUGAAUUACUUGGUCUCUCAGUAUAUGGUUCAUGAAGUACCUGUGGGGACAGAGAAGACCAGACAUAUGAUAGAAAAAGUUAUAAAAGAAACUGGACUGAGACAAAUGUACACUGCUGAAGAAAGAUAUGUAACGAAAGUAUCUGCAUAUAGCAACAAUGUUAUCUCUAGCAAUAUUUCCUUAAAAUCUGCCCAAUUUCUAACAGUUGCAGUGGAUCCAGAGGAAAGAAGGCAAGCAGUUGAACAAUUUAAGGAAAUCGAUAGAAGGUGUACUUCAUUAGAAUCUCGUUUUAGUGAACUGAUCAACAAACAGAAGCUGCUUGACAAAAAAGACAAUGACUUGAGGUUAAGGAAGAAAGAGAUACUGGAUAUGAAGACCAAAAAGAGACAACUGGAACAGAAGAUUUCUACUAAAUAUGAUAGCUUAAAGCAGCUAGAGCAAGAAAAUAUUAAUGUGGAGGAUGAUGAGCAACAAGCAGAUGACAAGAUUAGAGAUAUCAAUGUCCAGAAAAAGAAAAUUGUUAUAGAGCUCACAGAGUUGAUAAAGAAAUGCAUGCUACUAAAUAAAGAAAAAGUAGAUUUAGCCUUAGAAAAUACGACAGUACUAUGGAAGAAGAACAAAAUUGAAUCUGAGUACAAAGAGGCUACAUCUAGACUAAAAGAACUGGAGAGUCAGUUUGUGGCUGUGGAUGAAAAGAAACAACAUAUCUUACAAACUUGUAAAGGUCUUUUAGCUAAAGCGAGACAAGCAUGUAACCUUGGAAAAGAUAAUGAUUUGCCUCCAGAUUUCUGUACUACUUUCAUAUUGGAAUCUUUGGCUAGUUUGCUGUCUAUCCAUUCAAAUGUGGAUAUCUGUAAGGCCUUUCAGGCCCUUCCCGAUACACUGGAAGAAAUAGAUGCUGUGCUAAAUGAAGAACGGUCCAGAGCCUCUUGCUUCACAGGCUUAAAUUCUUCUGUUGUAGAGGACUACACCAGACGAACAAGAGAAAUAGAAGAUUUGACAGAGGAGCUUCACAAAAAGAAAAUGGAGUUGGAUACUUUUAGGCAAAACAUAUUACAGGUGAAAGAAGACUGGCUUGUUCCUUUGAAGCAGUUGGUGGAAAAAAUCAAUGAGCAGUUCAGCAGUUUCUUCAGGUCAAUGCAGUGUGUAGGUGAAGUUGAUCUACACACUGAAAAUGAGGAAGACUAUGACAAGUAUGGAAUAAGAAUCCGGGUGAAGUUUAGAAGCAGCACCCAACUUCAUGAGCUGACCCCACACCAUCAGAGUGGAGGUGAGCGGAGUGUUUCAACCAUGCUCUACCUAAUGGCUCUUCAGGAACUCAACAGGUGCCCUUUCCGAGUUGUGGAUGAAAUAAAUCAGGGCAUGGAUCCUGUGAAUGAAAGGAGGGUUUUUGAAAUGGUGGUGAAGACUGCGUGCAAAGAAAGCACUUCUCAGUAUUUCUUUAUUACACCAAAGCUGCUUCAGAAUCUAACUUAUGCUGACAAAAUGACCGUUUUGUUCGUCUACAAUGGUCCUUACAUGCUAGAGCCCACGAAAUGGAAUCUGAAAGCUUUUCAUAGAAGACGUCGAAGAGUAGCUGCAGUCACUCAGUAAAUGUGUCUUCACUACAAUGUACAGUCUUCCAUGCUGGAAUUAAAAUAAUAGUUUUGCUUUAAAGGGUUACUAUCAUUAGAAAAAAAACUUUUGGGCGAAUGAUAAAUUGACUAGUCUCCUAUCAGACUCCCAAAAGACUUUUGAUGCCACUUGGCGGCCUUGGGUGGAGUAUCUUGGUGAUCCCUCUUAACAUAUAUGAGGCAAUGGACCUUUCUCUCUCUUUUACCUCUUUUCUCUCCUUUUCAUCUCCUUGUCUCCUCUCUCCCCCCUUUUCUUGUCCUGUCUGUCCUCCCUUAUGUGUCUGUCUUAUUGAUGUCAAUUUCCUGGUAUUUCCAGAA
Molecule: messenger RNA, 3837 nt
Organism: Hyla sarda
Lineage: Eukaryota; Metazoa; Chordata; Amphibia; Anura; Hylidae
Gene: SMC5
Product: structural maintenance of chromosomes 5
Exons: 25
Coding region: 242-3499 (1085 amino acids)
Biological process (GO): double-strand break repair via homologous recombination
Cellular component (GO): Smc5-Smc6 complex
Molecular function (GO): ATP hydrolysis activity; ATP binding
Source: RefSeq, a predicted model, not a curated record